Pecten maximus is the source of this 4423-nucleotide messenger RNA. Its product is annotated as titin-like. Bases 85 to 4035 code for a protein of 1316 amino acids. Gene Ontology annotation, molecular function: protein binding; peptidyl-aspartic acid 3-dioxygenase activity. Gene Ontology annotation, cellular component: endoplasmic reticulum. The transcript is spliced from 11 exons. The record is from RefSeq and is a predicted model, not a curated record. Gene Ontology annotation, biological process: peptidyl-aspartic acid hydroxylation. Lineage: Eukaryota; Metazoa; Mollusca; Bivalvia; Pectinida; Pectinidae.
GGUUAAAGUACACGUUGAAAACCGGUCCAUCAGCAGUUGCUGAAACUGAAAUUAAGUGUUAGGUUGGAAGACAAAACGUGACAAAUGGCAGGCGGGAAGAAAAAGGCAGCAAAAAACAAACCUCAGAAGAAUAGUUACUAUCACGAAAAUGACAGUAAGAAGAGGCAGGUGACACCUGAGAAACAGAAACCUACACAGAAUGGGGCCAAGAAAGCGGAUCCACCUCAAAAGGGGUCAAAACCUACCAAAAAGCAUGAGAGUCGGUCAUGCUUCCCACUUAUCUGUGUACUGUUUAUCGUUUCCUCAAUGGUGGCUGUGGGCGCAGUUAUUUAUGCUAAUGAAGAAUAUCAAAUUUUGAUAGAAAGGACAUUAGAGAAAUAUGAAGUGAAAGAUAAGCUGCUUAUGGCCUAUGACCAGCUUGAGUCAUUAAAACUUCAACUACACAAAGCCUUCUUACAGCUUAAGUCUCAAAUUGAAGAGCCUGAAUCUGAAAAAAGUCAAAGGCCGAAGAGAGAUUCUGCAGGUCAAAAGACAGAAGAUUUUGAGGAAAUGACAGAAGAGGAAGUAGUUGAAGAAAUUAAUGAAGAAAUAAUAAUGGAACAAGAUGUUCAACAGGCUCGCAAACAACCAGGAAAAAUUGAAGCGGAAUCAGAAGUUGCAUCUUCAGAUGAGAUGGAUAUAAAUGAACCUGAACCUGAACCUAUUCAAGAAUUUGAACCAGAAUAUGCUGAAGACUUCAAACCAGAACAUUUUGAAACUGAUGAGUUAGAAAAAAUGGAAACCUUAGAACCAGAGCAUGUUGAAUCCUUGGAACAUUCUGAAAUGGAACAGUUAAAUGCUGAUAUUGCUGAACAUGACCAGAGGCCAGCAUUGGAGGUUCCUGAACCUAAAGAACCAGAACAACGAGAGACAGAUGUAGAAGAGGUCCAUGAACCAGUAGUACCAGAAGAUGAGAAACUGAAACAGGAUGAAGCUGAUAUCCCUGAACCUGUACCAGAUGCUGAGAAGCCAGAACCAGAACUACCAGAGGUCCCUAAACAGGUAGAAUCAGAAGCCAGGAAACGUGAGCCUAAGGUAGCUGAUGUACCUGAACCUAUGGAAACAGAAAUCAAGAUAACGGAGUCAGAAGUCCAUGAACAUGUAGAAACAGAAGCUGAAAUACAAGAGCCGCAGGUUGCUGAGGUCUCUGAACCUGUAGAACCAGAAGCCAAGAAACCAGAGUUAGAUGAAUUAGGAGUAGAAAUACAAAUACAUGAACCAGAAGAUGUUAUAUUCAAUGAACCUGAGCAACCAGAACUGGCCCAAUUUGAUGAACCUGAUGUUGUGAAAAUACAUGAAUAUGAAACAAAAACAGUUAAUGAACAAGAACAACCUGACAUCACUCAACCAGGAAUAACUGAAUCCACUGAACCAGAACUAACUCAUGCUAUUGAACCAGAAACGGUACAUGCUACUGGAGGGGAACAAAUUCUUGAACCAGUGAAGCCUCAAGCAACUAAACCAGAUCUAGACAAAUUCACCGAGCCAGAUCUUGUUCGAGCUUCAGAAACAAAGAAAGUUCCAGAACCAGAACAACCAGAAAUUACCGAAACAAAGCAAGAACAAAAACAUGAACCAGUACAGCCAGAAAUAACUGAAUCAGAGCCUUUACAGGUCGUGGAUCCAGACCCAGCCAUAAAACCAGAACAAGAUUCAAAACCUUCAGAAUUUGUGGAGAAAGAACAGAUGUUAUCUGAACAACUUCAGCAGGAUCAAAUUGAACAACAUGAGACAAUAAAUGAACCAAGCAUAGACAGUUUAGAAAAGAAAAUCUCAUCUAUGUUAGAUAAUGAUGAUGACAUUGAAGAUCAUUUUGAUGUCAAUGAUCAGGGUAAGUUAGAUGUUCAGGGUGUGUCUGACCCAAUUAUUGAGGAGGUUACUCCUGAACCAGUCAGAGAGGAAGUUAUUCCUGAACCUAUCAGAGAAGAGGUUAUUCCUGAACCAGUCAGAGAGGAGGUUACUCCUGAACCAGUCAGAGAGGAGUUUACUCCUGAACCAGUCAGAGAGGAGGUUACUCCUGAACCAGUCAGAGAGCAUGUUACUCCUGAACCAAUCAGAGAGGAGGUUACUCCUGAACCAGUCAGAGAGGAGUUUACUCCUGAACCAGUCAGAGAGGAGGUUACUCCUGAACCAGUCAGAGAGCAUGUUGCUCCUGAACCAAUCAGAGAGCACGUUACUCCUGAACCAAUCAGAGAGGAGGUUACUCCUGAACCAGUCAGAAAGGAGGUUACUCCUGAACCAGUCAGAGAGGGCAUUACACCUGAACCAGUCAGAGAGGAGGUUACUCCUGAACCAGUCAGAAAGGAGGUUACUCCUGAAGCAGUCAGAGGGGAAGUUACCCCUGAAGCAGUCAGAGAGGAGGUUACUCCUGAAGCAGUCAGAGAGGAGUUUACUCCUGAACCAGUCAGAGAGGAGGUUACUCCUGAACCAGUCAGAGAGGAGGUUACUCCUGAACCAGUCGGAGAGGAGGUUGCACCUGAACCAAUCAGAGAGGAGGUUGCACCUGAACCAGUCAGAGAGAAGGUUACUCCUGAACCAGUCAAACAGGAGGUUGCACCAGAACCAGUCAGAGAGGAGGUUACACCUGAACACAAGAAAGAGGAAGAUGUUCAGACAGAUAGUGGAGAGACAAAGACAGAUGGUAAGAUGUCAGAAAAGGAAGAAGAGAGAAAAAGAAAAGCAGAGGAGAAAGCAGCAUAUCCCAAUCUAUUGAUCACUAACAGCCGUGACUACAGGAACAGGAAGAGACUAGACAGUGCUGACCAACUGAGUGAUGAUGGAGAUUUAGAAGGAGCACUGGAAAAGUAUGAUAAGGUUUUGCAGAGCUACCCCAACAGUCCACGGGCUAAUUAUGGCAAGGGUUUAGUUCUGGACAAAAUGGCUGAAAAAAUGCAGAGUAAUGCUUUUCUGGAGCAAGCCAUCAGCAGUCUCGACAAACUCCUUAACAUUCCCGAUGUUCCUGACAGGCUACUGAUCCUUGGUGGCAGAUAUUUGGCUGAGAGACAACAGUUUAGAGGCUGGGGAGAUAAAGCUUCAAAGACCUGGCGCCACCUGGUGGAGAAAUUCCCGGAGGACUAUAAUAUACGGAACCAGCUGGGUUUAAGCUACAUCCUCACAGGGAACAUGGUGUCAGCCAAGAACGCAUUCUCUGAGGUUCUUUCCAUCAAUCCCACUGAUGGAUUUGCAAAGGUUCAUCUUGGCUUCAUAUUGAAAUCCACUGACCUGAACUUCAAGGAGGCCAUUCCAUUGCUUCAGGAGGGGAUAUCAACAGGGGAGCCUGGGACAGAAGAUGGGAGAUUCUAUUUCCAUUUAGGGGAGGCACUACAAAGGAUAGGUGAUACAGAGGAGGCCUACAAAAUUUACCACCAAGGAGCUGCCAAACGUCUUUUCCUGUCGGCCUACCAAAGGUCAUUGUAUAAUGUCUGGACAUUGACCAGUCGACCUUGGUGGACAGUGGAGGAAACCGGAUAUGGUAGACAUAUAAAGCUACUAGAAGAUAACUGGAAGGUCAUUAGAGAUGAAGCUGUAAGCCUACUCAAUUCUAACACCAAGGAUUUCCUUCCAGAGGACGAGAAUCUCCGGGAAACCGGAGACUGGAAACAGUUAACUUUAUACAGUAGAGGAAAAAAAGACAAAAAUAAUUGUAACAAGGCUCCGAAGACUUGUGAAAUAAUUGAACAGAUUCCUGAUUCUAAAGAAUGUCGCCGUGGUCAGGUGAAGUUCUCUGUGAUGCAGCCCGGAGUGCAUGUCUGGCCCCACUGUGGUCCAACAAACUGUCGUCUUCGUGCCCACCUGGGACUAGUGGUGCCACCUGGCCCCAGAAUCCGGGUCGCUAAUGAAACAAGACAAUGGCAGGAAGGCAAAGUAUUUGUGUUUGAUGAUUCAUUUGAACAUGAAGUGUGGCAUGAUGGGAAUAAAUCAAGGAUGGUGUUAAUUGUGGAUUUCUGGCAUCCACAGCUGGACAAGGAAACAAAGCAGGGCCUUUCUUCAAUUUGAUCGAACGUCUACUGACUAUUCUGACCCUGAUAUCUACUGAACAACGAAGGAAAGUAUUAAAUGUGGAGUACGGAAUAUCUUUGAGUAGAAACAACAGCUAAACAUCAACAUUUGGAGUACAGAAUAUCUGUAUGUGAAAAUUUAGAUCGGUCUUAAUGGAUCUGCAGUAACAUGUAUUUCUACUUUAAUAGCAAAUUUAAAUAGCUAGUGAUUGGCAAUCAGUUUGAAAUCAUGAUUGAUAAUAGGUUUGUAAUCGGAAGUAAUGAGUCGAUUGAUCUCAUGCAUAAUCGGUUUAUAGUUAUACGAUUAAUGAUCAAUUGCAUAAUCGGUUUGUAGAUUUAUAUGAUUGAUUAUCAAUUGCAUAAUCGGUUUAUAGUUUAUGCGAUUA